AAAUCAGAUGAGAGGACGGAAGGGUCUGUCGGAAAGACCAUUUCUGUUUGUGGACUAAGUGGGACAGCACAUUCAUUUUUCAAGUCUGAACUCAAGAUCUCUCUGGAUUCCAGUUUCACUUAUAAUAAUUAUAUCAAUAGCAGUGGAAGGUUAAGUGAUCCCUUUGACAGAAUCUGUCAUUCCACAAGGACUGGAAAUGAAGGACUUUUCACAGUCAGAUGUAGGGGUCUCGCAACGACAAGGAACUCUUGUAACUCGAUCCAUUCGUUUAAGGAAUGAAUUUGUUCGCGUGGGACUUGCUGAAUGCCUUUGCACAUAUGUUAUGAUGGUUUUUGGCCUUGGUUCUGUGGCCCAGGUUGUGACAGGACAAGGAUCUUUCGGACAUUACAUCAGCAUCAACUUGGGCUUUGGGCUCGGUGUUGCAAUGGGGAUUCAUGUCGGAGGAAAAGUUUCAGGAGCUCAUAUGAACGCAGCUGUGUCCUUCGCCAUGUGUACGUAUGGCCGCCUUGUGUGGAAGAUGCUCCCUGUCUAUGUUUUUUCACAGCUGUUAGGGUCUUUUUUGGCUGCGGGGACAGUUUAUGCUGUGUAUUAUGAGGCAAUACAUGACUAUUGUGGAGGAAACCUGACUGUAACUGGUGUCAAGGCCACUGCUGGUAUCUUUGCCACCUAUCCUGCACCAUACCUCUCCUUGUUGGGUGGAUUAAUUGACCAGGUUUUUGGCACAGCUAUGCUGCUGCUGUGUCUGAUGGCUUUGUCUGACCAGAAAAACAAACCAGCGGCAGCAGGCAGCGAGCCUGCCAUCGUGGGUCUCUUGGUGCUGCUCAUUGGCAUUUCUCUGGGCAGCAACAGCGGAUACGCAAUCAACCCCACCAGAGACAUCGGACCGAGGUUCUUCACUGCUAUCGCAGGCUGGGGGGCUGACGUGUUUAGGUCAGGAAAUGGUUGGUGGUGGGUGCCUAUAGUUGCCCCAACAAUUGGAGGUGUGCUGGGUGCGGGGCUUUACAAAGUCCUGGUGGAACUCCACCACCCGCCAGACUCUGAAACAUGCACUGGGCUUACAAAGUUAGAAGAGGAGACAGCGCCGCUGGAAAAACAAAACAUCGACAAUGAUGUAUGUGUGUGAGACCUCCAAAUGCUAAUGUGAAGCCGUGUGCACGCGUGUACAGUUGAAACAUUCCAAAAUUGCUGUGAUAGGAGGGCAGACAAAGAAUGUACAAAUAUGUGACUUGUACUGUAUCAUACAAUUUUAGAUGCAAUUUGCAAUACUCAAACACAGUUACUGUAAUUGAGAACAAUUUAGAACCGGCAGUACUUCAAAUAGAAAGGGCUCUCGGCCAAGGUUACUAGCCUACUUAUUAUAUGCAAAUCCCCACCAUCCUGUUUACAGAUAGGAGUGAGAUGUUGGCCCAGGUUGAAGUUGAAACCUAAAACAGAUGUUUUCAUGAACAGAGGCUGCAGUGUUUUAAUGCUGGUGCAAAGCAGCUGGUCUCACUGAAUAUCACAAGCAGCAUACCACUUACAUAAGCUUCAGUAGUAUAUUCAUUUUAUAUUGAGGAAUAGGUGCCAUACAUUCAUCAAGACAGAAGUCUACCGGGAAAAUGUGCAAAUCUGACCUAGGUGUUGGAACUACUUGGAAAAUACUUGAGCCUAAACUUGAAUAUUGAAGUCUGAUCAAGCACGCUCAACCUCACGCUCUGGGCAUUACACUUCAAAGUGAAUCAUCGACAUACAGUAUAUCUUUCCUUAUGACUACUUGGAGCAUGUUAAGUGAGCUAUUUAUUCGAGAAACAUAUCUUGCUUACUUUCUCGAUGGCCUCACAUAGUUUCUGUCUCCUGUUAAUCCACUUGUUUCCUGUAUUGACACAAUGUAAAAUGUGUCAGCUCUACAAUUUUAAGUCCUUCAACAAACUGUUAAAACACACUCCCCAGGGUAAACUAUUCUCCUGCAGGAUUAUUUUUAAAAUUUUCUUGCUGCCUUCACUUUACCAGUGAACAUUGUUUUAUUUAUGCGGUUAUCUUCGUCGGAUUACUGUGUUCUAUGCCAUUAUUUAUAUAUUAGAUUAAAAAAUUAAAUAUCUACAACGACAACAUCAAGCCUUGUAAUAUAACUACAUACGCAGUAUAUGGAAAUGCAGCAAUCACUUACGUGCUUCUGCUAGUUUUUACCAUAGGUGCCGCUCACGAGCAUGUUAAAAGUAGCUGUGAGCGCUGAUUCUUCGGGUGAAUUGGCCAAGAGCCUCACUACUAAUAUGUAGUGGUUAAAUACUGGAUAAAAACUACAACAAUGCAGUACAGUUGAUUGUUUAGCGACCUCAAAAGUACCAGUUUCAUCGCUUUGCUACACUGGGUUUCCCUCCACUGCCUUGGCUUUUAGCAUUGCUCACGAGGCUGCACGGUGCUGAUGGCUUCUUUUUGGGGGUGGGCACCUUGGCUUUGGCUUUAAAGGCCUUAAUGGGGUCUAGCUUGUUGAGGUGGGAGUCUCCAACAGAGUCACUCAGGCUGAGAUCAUUUCUGAAAGUCAGCGGCUGGUACAGCGAUGCCCACUGCUGCCGAGAGAGAAGAUUGGUUAGAGAGACAACAAAAACAUCUGUACUAUGCAGUAUAAUAUCCAUGUGCAAAUGGAAUUAAGAUCAAUUAUGCAUUUCAAUAUAAAACAUUUUUGCACUGUGCGAUCACACUUUGAAUGCUGCAUCAAUUUUAUCCACAAACAUUGCAUUAUG
This is a messenger RNA of Dunckerocampus dactyliophorus (ringed pipefish), 2720 nucleotides long. It is a transcript of the gene aqp7, whose product is annotated as aquaporin 7. The transcript has 6 exons. The record is from RefSeq and is a predicted model, not a curated record. Gene Ontology annotation, biological process: water transport; glycerol transmembrane transport. The coding region runs from base 197 to 1123 and encodes 308 amino acids. Gene Ontology annotation, cellular component: plasma membrane; basolateral plasma membrane. Gene Ontology annotation, molecular function: urea transmembrane transporter activity; water channel activity; glycerol channel activity. Lineage: Eukaryota; Metazoa; Chordata; Actinopteri; Syngnathiformes; Syngnathidae.